GGUUGUACCUGCUCAGGCUGGCCAGACAGGAAGGCGAUGAUGACGAGGAUCGACGGCACCGGAUGAAGAGUGUGAACCCCAGGUACGUCCUGAGGAACUGGAUGGCUGAGUCGGCCACCAGGAAGGCAGAGACCAACGACUUUUCAGAGGUGGUGCUGUUACAUGAUGUUCUGGGGAACCCCUUCAUAGCGCAAGACUCUGCAGAGGAGACAGGCUAUGCAGCGCGGCCUCCGCUGUGGGGGCGGAGGUUAAAGAAAUAUGGAGAACUUGGAUAUUUUCAUCCGUUACUUCCCCAGGGUAGGCUGAGCAUCAGAGGCUCUGUGUCCGAAUCUCUCUGCUAGCUAGCAUGCUAAGUGCCCUAACAUGCAACGUAGCAUAGCAUCCACAGGGAAUAUGUGUGUACAUUUAAGGAGAAGAUGAAACGGUAAAUUCUUAAUUAAUUUGCGAAAUGGAUCUUUAUGUUGACUAUAUUGAUACCAAUCGCAUAAACAACAAAAAUAAAACUCACCAUCAAAUCAGCCUGCAGAUAUUAUUUUACACUUUACUACACCGUGUGAAUGUCUGUUUCUUGUGUCAUGAUGUGUUGAUUUCACCGCAGGAUUUUUGGCACCAGAUUCCUGUCCCAUUUCAUGUGUUCAUAUAUCCUGUACAAUGUCCUGUGUUCAUAUCAAAAUCUGCCAAUAAGCAGUCAAUUGACCAUGGAGACAGUAAGAAAGGCCUGAUUGCGUCUAAGGAAGACAUUUUAAUAAAAAAUUAUAGAUGUCUGAAGGUUUAUCCAGAGCACUCUGCAAUCUCAUGAAGC
Molecule: messenger RNA, 802 nt
Organism: Gadus chalcogrammus (walleye pollock)
Lineage: Eukaryota; Metazoa; Chordata; Actinopteri; Gadiformes; Gadidae
Product: protein adenylyltransferase SelO-like
Exons: 5
Coding region: 63-341 (92 amino acids)
Source: RefSeq, a predicted model, not a curated record